Exophiala aquamarina CBS 119918 is the source of this 1383-nucleotide messenger RNA. RefSeq lists its product as uncharacterized. Gene Ontology annotation, biological process: lipid homeostasis; nuclear envelope organization. Gene Ontology annotation, cellular component: nuclear membrane; nuclear envelope. Lineage: Eukaryota; Fungi; Ascomycota; Eurotiomycetes; Chaetothyriales; Herpotrichiellaceae. The coding region runs from base 1 to 1383 and encodes 460 amino acids. The record is from RefSeq and is a predicted model, not a curated record. The transcript is spliced from 2 exons.
AUGGCAUUUCGUGGCACCGAGAGUCCCAUGGACUUUGAAUGGCAAGGUCAUGGUCCAGUUGAUCCCUCAUCCCCAUUCCAUAAACACAUCAUGGAGGCUCAAGCGAAGAAGCGUAUGGCAUCCCUUCGCCUUCCGCGCAAUCCUGCAAGCAUGCUAAACGAUUCAGGAACACACAAGGAAUUCGACUCUCCCAAAAAGACAAACUUCCCAUCUCUCCGCGAACCGAACAAUCAGCCAUUUUUCUUUUCAAAUACUCCAGCAUCACCACCUCCUUCAUCACCAUUCCGCGCCCCAUCAUUCACCACUCCACGGAAGGCAUUCGAUAUAGACUUCUCUUCUGGACCAGAGAAUUCAUCGCCACUUGCCCCUACAGAUAACGAAGAAACCCCAGAUGCCAAGCCAAUUCCAAUUGAAUUUAAAAGCAGUCCCACCAAAACCGAGAACAAGCGCAACUCGCUCUUUGGCUUCUACGGAAGGUUUGCUCCUAGUCCAGGAAGAGGCGAGAUACGAAAGCCACAUAGCGAUGCAAUCGUACGGAGAAUACACAAGAAACGUCGGCGCGCACAGCAAUUCGACAAGCAAUUGAUAAUUGGGAAACGAGAUAAUACAGAAGACGACAGUGACGAUGAACAAACACCCAGUCCAACGGAAUCUAAACAACCUCCAAUCCAAGAAGUUGGCUGGAUUACUGGCCUGUUCACAUUUAUCCACACAUACCCUGAUGCGCCGUCCAUCAUCGCCAAAUAUCUGCAAGUCUUCUUCAAUGCUGCCAUCCUCGGUGGCUGCCUUUACAUGUUCUGGUCGUUCUACGCUACAAUACGCGCCGAUGUUGAUCGUGCCAGUGAUGAUGCCAUGGCAGAAGUACUUGCUGAGAUGGCAGCGUGCUCGAAGAACUACGUUGACAACCGAUGCGGCGCCGAUACGAGACUUCCAGCUCUGGAAUCUGUCUGCAACAACUGGGAACUCUGCAUGAACCGCGACCCUAGUGCAGUGAAGCGGGCGAGACUCAGUGCUCAUACGUUCGCCGAGAUUUUCAACAGUUUCGUUGAACCGAUCAGUCUUAAAACCAUGAUUUUUACAAUCACCCUCGUUGUCGUUGGUCUCAUUGUCAACAACGCGACAUUCACACUCUACCGUCGCCAACAAGAACACUACUACGGCAACCCUGCAUUCCGACCGCCAUCGGCAUCCUACAUGCAGUCUCCCAAUCACCAAGCAGGGUUUGGUGCCAUUUCACAAGGCCCUCCGUAUGGACAACAGCCAUAUAUGGGAUGGCACGGUGGCGAUGGUAGCCAGCAGCAGCAGAUUGAGUACCAACGGAGCCCGAGUAAGGAAUAUCGUUCAAGGAGUCGAAGUCCCGAGAAGAAGAGGGUUCAUUCAUGA